Messenger RNA from Pongo pygmaeus (Bornean orangutan), 2033 nucleotides. RefSeq names its product harakiri, BCL2 interacting protein (gene HRK). The transcript is spliced from 2 exons. Gene Ontology annotation, biological process: positive regulation of apoptotic process. Gene Ontology annotation, cellular component: mitochondrion. NCBI's taxonomy places the organism in Eukaryota, Metazoa, Chordata, Mammalia, Primates, Hominidae. The record is from RefSeq and is a predicted model, not a curated record. The coding region runs from base 65 to 340 and encodes 91 amino acids.
AGAGGCCGGAGGGAGAGGAGGCGAGGGGUGGCCCGAGCGCGGGGCGGGAGCGAGGCCAGCGGUCAUGUGCCCGUGUCCCCUGCACCGCGACCGCGGCCCCCCGGCCGUGUGCGCCUGCAGCGCGGGUCGCCUGGGGCUGCGCUCGUCCGCCGCGCAGCUCACCGCCGCCCGGCUCAAGGCGCUAGGCGACGAGCUGCACCAGCGCACCAUGUGGCGGCGCCGCGCGCGGAGCCGGAGGGCGCCGGCGCCCAGCGCGCUCCCAACCUACUGGCCCUGGCUGUGCGCGGCCGCGCAGGUGGCGGCGCUGGCGGCCUGGCUGCUCGGCAGGCGGAACUUGUAGGAACGCCGGGCUUCUUGGUGGGGCCGGAGCCGAGACCCAGCCGGAGCGAGCAACAGGUUGGUGAAAACCCUGUGUCCUUGGAGAAAGCUGGUUCCCGUUUUCCAGAGGGGGAGCCCAGAGCUUGAAAGGCCUCGGUUGGCACUUCGAGAAGGAAGUGGAGAGUAAAGACAGUGCCUGGAGUGAUCGUAGAAACACAGAAUGGGACUGGGGAAGCCCUUUGGAAAUCCAGCUGCAGAAACAGACACCCCAAUGCUAUUUACAUACAGCUCUAUAUAUAUAAAAAAAUAUGAAUAUUACGUAUCAGUGCAUGCCUUGUUGAGGACGUGGUUGCCUUCCUUUUCUGCACCUUGCGAUGUGAACUUUGAUAUUCUGUAAUGUCUGGGGCGCCAGAAGAGAGAUGCCUGCUGUGUACUUAGAAACUAUUUGCAAAGACUGGUGGGAAUUAGCCCCAGCAUCGGCCAACUGCCUGGGGAUAGAUGCUGGUGGAAUAAGAGGUAACAGUGCAAAAGGCAUGAUAGAAAAAAAAAAAGUGAGGACUUGGGGCCAAUUGUGUAGGGGCAGUCUGGGAUGCCUCCAUUUCUUGACUCGUCCUAGCCUCUCCCUCUAUACUUACCUAGGUCGAUCGCUAGAUCCCACUGUCACGUCAAGAGAAAUGGGAUUUUUGUGUCUCUGGUGCUUCACUUAAAAUUUUGCUGGUGCUAAGUGCGUUCCUGCUGGUGCUGCUGUGGUAUUCUGUUGACAGACUUGGAAGGCCAGGGGACAAGAGAGAUUUCUAUUUUGCUGUUUCAGAUUCUUUUUUUUUUUUUUUAAGGGACAGGUUGCAAAAGUGCCACUUGAGAGUCUCUUCUCUUUUUCUACGUGGGGACAAAUAUCCAGAGGUGGUUUGGAGCAAACCUUGGGGUCUAGGAGGGAGGAUGGCAUUGAGAGGCUUGCUGGUUAUGAGGCAGAAAGCUGACCUUAUGCAUGACUUGGUUGCUAUCUCCCCCACCCCCACAAAAGUGUCCUCGGAGUUCAGCCCACAGCCUCCUCCGCUCCCCAAGGGGAUUUCAGGGUUUAGGUUUUAUGGAUUAAAGAGCCAAGAAAUGGCUACAUUCUGGUCAAAGAUGAUUUAUAACUGGGGGAUGUUGGGGGAGGGAGCGGGCCAUUUAAAUGAAAUGCACCAGCAUCUCACUGAUUGACAGAGGUCUGAUUUUUUCCCCCCAAGGAUAAGCUACUAUUUUCAGAAGUUUCUAGAAGGGCUAAGAAAAGAUGUGUGCUGGAUGGAGACUUGGCUGCAAAGACUCUUCAGGGAGCAGUGAUUAUUUUUUGCUUUCAUUUUCGAAAAAUCCAACAUAAGCAGGUGUUCUUCCUCUGUGCAGGAUACCACACACUGCCAUUUUCAAAGCCGAGGUGGCGAGGUGUCGGGCUGCAGAUUCGGACGGUCAUUCUCCAAGGCUGGAUUUGCAGGUCACCACCCUGUACCUAUAGACAGAGGGUCCAGCAGGCUGGUUAGCAGACACUGCUCCAGUUCUAAGACGCCAGCAGUGGGAUCCACGUUUAAGGUGGAUGCAGCUGAAAUGGGAAUUAUCCCCCCACAGGCUUUGCUGUACAGUUCUAAGAAGCCAGCAGUGGGAUCCUCAUUUGUUAAGGUGGAUGCAGCUGAAAUGAGAAUUAUCCCUCCAUAGGCUUUGCUGUAAAUGACCAGGUCCUUUAG